Lontra canadensis (Northern American river otter) is the source of this 963-nucleotide messenger RNA. RefSeq lists its product as uncharacterized. The coding region runs from base 71 to 514 and encodes 147 amino acids. The transcript has 7 exons. Gene Ontology annotation, biological process: protein import into nucleus. Lineage: Eukaryota; Metazoa; Chordata; Mammalia; Carnivora; Mustelidae. The record is from RefSeq and is a predicted model, not a curated record. Gene Ontology annotation, cellular component: nucleus; cytoplasm.
CCAACCUCGUACCUGCUGCCCACUGCCAUCCAACUGGCCUGGAACUGGCAAAACCCAGGCUGGAGGAACGAUGUGCUGGCUGCGGGCAUGGGGCCAAAUCUUUUUGCCAGUUUUCCUCUCCCUCUUUUUCAUUCAACUGCUUAUCAGCUUCUCUGAGGAUCAUUUUUCCCACGUCUCCAGACAGAGGGGAAAACAGAGAUCAAAGUCUUUGGAUGAUGCAUGUACUAUAAAGAAAAAUUGUCAAUUAUGCACAGAAGAUAAGAAAUGUUUUUGGUGCAGUGAAGAAAGCACUUGCAAAAAAAUGUGUUUUCCAUCUUUCGGGUGUCAAUUCAGUUCUGUAUAUUGGGCAAACUGUAGAGUUGACAUGUUUGGAUUCCUGAUGAUUCUACUCAUCAUAAUAUUAAUUACAGCAUUCGUUUGGUAUUUCUGCAUCUGUCAAACUCAAGUCUGUGUUCCUGGAAGACCAGCCACAUUUUAUAUUCACCGUGGCCCUACUGCUGACUAUGAUGAAUAGAUAAUUGGAAAAGAUAGAUUUCCAGAGGGAGAAAGAGGGUUUCUUCAACGGCUUCCUUCAGGAUUUUAAUCAUCCUUACAGCCUCUUUGAAAAUGAUUGAACUUUCAAAUUCCCUUAAGUUAAAAUUUUAAAUUCUACUGAACAUUUUUGUAGAGUAUUUCAUUACUUUUACAUUAUGACUUGCUCAGUAAUUUGAGAUCAUAAGGGUUGAAAAAGCUCUUGAGACAAGAUUUUAUGGUUAAUUUAAAAACUUUUUAAAAACUUCUGAAUAAUCUCCUUCCUAGCUAGUUUUACAAUAUUAAUGUUCUUUCUUUUGGAACAUAAUGUGGUAUAAAUAUAGAAUGUUCAAGCAUCCAACAUGUAAAUUUAAAUAUGGCAUAGGGAUUGAAGGCUACACUCAAGAUUAUGUAUGACGUUGUUUUCUUAUCAGUGUUACCAGUCAGUAACAC